AUGAGUAGUAGCAACCUUUCGGAUUUCAUACUCCCCGAUUCCUCCCAGCAUCUGGGCUCCAAGUGCUUCCAUUCCACUCCCCUGACCAAUAUUAAGUGGAAGAUUCACCCAACAGUUAUAUUUACAAUUCUAGACUCGUAUAUGAGGAGGGAGGAGGGCCAGUACAACGUUAUUGGCACGCUUCUCGGGAUAGUUUGCGAAGGUAACACAGUAGAAAUUACUGACUCCUUCGUCGAUCGACACUCGUUGACAGAUGAGUUAGAUAUAAUUCACAAGUUUCAAGCUCGCAAUUUGCGAUUAGGGCCUGCUUCAAAUCAUAAAGGACCACCACGAGAACAUGUACGAGCUGAAGCAAAAGAUCAACCCGAAGGAGCAAGUAGUCGGCUGGUAAGAGCAACAAAGAUAGAGCACUUUAGGUUUUGCACGGGAUCUGAAAUGACGGAACUGACGUGCGCAGUGCACGGCUGGUUUAAGCAGUUCAACUCGGUAUCGAUGUUCUACCCGAAUCCGAACCUGUACGAGCCGAUACACCUGCUGGUCGACGCGACCUGCGACAGCGGAUCGAUGAUGAUGAAGGCCUACGUUCAACUGCCGCUGACCAUAACCAAGGACGCCUGCUUCCAGUUCCACGAAGUUGACCUUGAGCUGCUGGUGGCGCCCUCAGACACAGCUGGAAUUUCAUUCUUGUUAAAAUCGCUAGACAACUCAAAAAAUAGGAAACCUCUCACAGCAGAAACGCUGUCACCAAACACCUUCACGAACUCUCUUCUGAAACUUAAGGACCUUCUCGACAAAUGUUUGAAACUGGUCGAAGAAGCGAUGGAAAACAGAGGCGGUGUUAAAAUAAACCCUGAAAUAGGAAGGUUCCUGCUGAAAACAGUCUCAACUGAGAAGUUGAUGAGUUUGCAAAAGAUAGAAAAGAUCUGGGAGUUGGCGAUUCAAGAUAACCUAAUGAUUGCGUACUUGGCGAACCUCGCUAACCUGCAGUUCGUGCUCUCAGAGCACUUGAACUCAUCCUUCUAA
Theileria orientalis strain Shintoku is the source of this 1023-nucleotide messenger RNA. RefSeq lists its product as uncharacterized. Bases 1 to 1023 code for a protein of 340 amino acids. Gene Ontology annotation, biological process: translational initiation. The record is from RefSeq and is a predicted model, not a curated record. Gene Ontology annotation, cellular component: eukaryotic translation initiation factor 3 complex, eIF3m. Gene Ontology annotation, molecular function: translation initiation factor activity; translation initiation factor binding; metallopeptidase activity. The transcript is spliced from 7 exons. NCBI's taxonomy places the organism in Eukaryota, Apicomplexa, Aconoidasida, Piroplasmida, Theileriidae.